Penicillium pulvis is the source of this 783-nucleotide messenger RNA. Its product is annotated as alpha/beta hydrolase. Bases 1 to 783 code for a protein of 260 amino acids. The transcript has a single exon. NCBI's taxonomy places the organism in Eukaryota, Fungi, Ascomycota, Eurotiomycetes, Eurotiales, Aspergillaceae. The record is from RefSeq and is a predicted model, not a curated record.
AUGUCUUCACUUCCUACAAUAGUUCUGGUUCACGGUGCCUGGCACACCCCAGCCAAUUAUUCCACCUACGUGAACGCCCUCCAGAAGCAGGGGUUCCAAGUCCAUUGCCCCCGCCUACCUACAAGCAGCAACGCACGACCACCAACAGCGUUCCUCCCCGAAGAUGUCGCCUGCGUGAAAGAACUAGUCAACACGCUCAUUGACGAUGGUCAGCGCGUUCUCAUGAUCAUGCACUCAUACGGCGGCGCCGUCGGAUCCAGCGCCGUGGAGGGCCUAUCAUUAUCCGAACGGAAAUCAUCCGGAAACCCCGGCGGAGUUAUUCACUUACUGUAUCUUUGUGCCUAUAUUCUUCCUACUGGGUAUUCCAUGUGGAAUAUUGUGCAGGAAGCCAAGUUCGAAAAGGUGUUGGAUGACUAUAUGACUACCACGACGGAUGGUGUGACGAUGCCUAAUGAGCCGGGCCUUUCUUUUUUCAGCGGUAAAGCGGACCAGGCUACUGUUGACAAAGCACUGGAAACGUUGGUCUGGUUUCCUUCGCGGGUUUUUAAGGAUCCGACGACAGGGUGCGCUUGGAAAACAAUUCCUACAACCUAUAUCCGUACAUUGCAGGAUUAUGGGGUUCCGGCUGUUUAUCAAGAUAUCAUGUUGGCCAAGGUGCAAGAUGAGGGUGUUGUGGUGAAGACGGAGGUCUAUGAUGCGGAUCAUAGUAUUUUUAUUACUAUGGAGAGGGAGAUGGUACAAGCUGCGCUUAAUGCAGCUGCUGAUGAGAGAAACACAGUGUGA